Molecule: messenger RNA, 1075 nt
Organism: Tachyglossus aculeatus (Australian echidna)
Lineage: Eukaryota; Metazoa; Chordata; Mammalia; Monotremata; Tachyglossidae
Product: perilipin-2-like
Exons: 5
Coding region: 199-966 (255 amino acids)
Biological process (GO): positive regulation of triglyceride storage; lipid storage
Cellular component (GO): cytosol; lipid droplet
Source: RefSeq, a predicted model, not a curated record
AAAAUCCUUGGCGGCUCUUUGUUCGCGGCCUACCCGGGGAACGAAAGGUAGUUUUGAGUGCCAAGGCUGAAAUAAGUAGGCACAAAAACUGCUGUAAUUACUACAGUGACUGGGACCAAGGAUUCUGUCACUGAGACGAAGAGUCAAGGAGUGAAAGAAAGCAUUAACACUGUUUUGGGAAGCAAAGUGGUACAGACCAUGAGCGAUCAAGGGGAAAGCUCCAAAGGCAAAUUGGAGUUUCUUGUAUAUCAGGAUCUCCCAAUUACAGAAGAUGAAUUGGAAAAAGCCAAGUUAGUUGAAGGAUCUGAUGCUCAAGGGCAAAAACCAAGUUAUUAUGUUAGACUUGGCUCUUUGUCUUCCAAGAUGCGUGCCCGAUCUUACUACCAGGCCUUGGGUAGGGUUGAAAACGUUAAAUGCAAAAGUCAAGAAAUUAUUUCUAAGCUUCAUUCCACUGUCAGCUUGAUUGAAUUCUCAAGGGAGAAUAAGGACAACACCAGCGAAAAAACUCAGGAUAAGUUGUAUAAUUCCUGGAUGGACUGGAAGAAAUGCAUCGGCCAAAGUGACAGCGAUGAAUUACCCUGUGCCGAGCAUAUUGAAUCUCGUGCUGUAGCCGUAGCCCGUGAUCUGACGCAGCAGCUUCAGAUCAACUGCCGCAUGCUGAUAGCCUCCAUUCAAGGUUUACCUCAGAAUGUGCAAGAUCAGGCCAGCCACGUAGGGGCUAUGGCAGGUGAUGUGGGUGCAAUUUUCCACCCUGCCUCUUCCUUUAAGGAAGUGUCUGCUAGACACCUCACUCUGACCAAAGGGCAGCUGCAAAAAAUGAAGGAUGCCAUAGAUGAAGUGAUGGAUUACCUAAGUACCAACACGCCCCUCAGUUGGCUGGUGGGUCCUUUUUACACUCAUCUGGUAGAAUCUGGAAAGUCAGGAAGCCCAAGUGAAGAGAAGAAUUCCAGCCAGGCAGACCAAUAACUUGGCCCCAACACAAAGUUGUGCGUAGGACACUUCUCUUCUGUCUUCAGCUGAAUAGGAUCCAGUUUUUACUCCUGUUGCUGUAUCAAAUGAAAAAGAUAAAAUAAAG